Messenger RNA from Aureobasidium melanogenum CBS 110374, 1164 nucleotides. RefSeq lists its product as uncharacterized. The transcript is spliced from 3 exons. Gene Ontology annotation, cellular component: nucleoplasm. Gene Ontology annotation, biological process: regulation of alternative mRNA splicing, via spliceosome; mRNA splicing, via spliceosome. The annotation marks the transcript as partial. The record is from RefSeq and is a predicted model, not a curated record. Lineage: Eukaryota; Fungi; Ascomycota; Dothideomycetes; Dothideales; Saccotheciaceae. Gene Ontology annotation, molecular function: N6-methyladenosine-containing RNA reader activity; mRNA binding.
CCCACCCCAUCUUACCCUAGAGGACCCCCAAGGAAGCCCCGACAAUCUGGCCACGCACUUUGGGUCGGAAACCUGCCUCCUGGCACGACCAUCGGCGCUCUGAAGGACCAUUUCUCACGCGAAGCAACCAACGACAUCGAGAGUCUAUUCCUUAUCUCCAAAAGCAACUGCGCGUUCGUCAACUACCGCAACGAGGCAGCGUGUGCUGCUGCCAUGGUCAGAUUCCACGAUUCGCGAUUCCAGGGCGUUCGCUUGGUUUGUAGAUUGCGCCGUGGCACCCCGAAUAGUGGGUACUCUUCGACAACACCCGAUGCGUUGACUCCUGAGUCCAGUAACGAGACCGACAAGUCGAAAGAGCACCAGCACGAUGGCGUUGAUGGUAUUGACGGCGUCGGUGGCACCGAUGGUGUUGAUGGUGUUGAAGGCGUCGAUGGGCUUGACAAAAGUUCAGCACGUGUGCCCGAGAAGUACUUCGUUGUCAAGAGUCUCACGCUGCAGGAUCUCGAAGCCAGUGUGCGCAACGGGGUCUGGGCCACACAGAGCCACAACGAGGUUGCGCUGAACCACGCAUAUGAGACCGCUGACAACGUCUAUCUCGUCUUUUCCGCGAACAAAUCAGGAGAAUACUUUGGUUACGCUCGCAUGGCUAGCCCCAUUGCCUCGGAAUCAGCGACAUCAUUUACGAACCUCGAGCCCAAAACCAAGGACUUGGACAGCGGACCGAAGUCAAUACCAACCCCGGCGACAGAAUGGGCACCGAAAGGACGCAUCGUCGACGACUCAGCGCGCGGCACCAUCUUCUGGGAAGUCGACAAUACUCCCGAAGACUCGGCAGACGAAUAUGCAGAAGGAGCAAUCGACGGUGCUGCAACCACGACACGGCAAGCUCACCGAGAAGAGAAGGAAGCAGGCGCUCAGCGACAAAAGCAAGAGUGGGGCAAAUCUUUCCAGGUCGAAUGGAUCUCGACGAAUCGACUGCCCUUCUACCGCACCCGUGGCCUGCGCAACCCUUGGAACGAGAACCGAGAAAUCAAGAUCGCGCGCGAUGGCACAGAGAUCGAACCCAGUAUAGGAUCGCGUCUGGUGCAGAUGUUCCAUCGCCCGGCACAUAUGCCUCAGGGCGCAGUCAACAUGUCUCCUGUGGCGAUGCACUUUCCUUCUUGA